Myxozyma melibiosi is the source of this 2289-nucleotide messenger RNA. RefSeq names its product ATP-dependent permease MDL1. Lineage: Eukaryota; Fungi; Ascomycota; Lipomycetes; Lipomycetales; Lipomycetaceae. Gene Ontology annotation, biological process: oligopeptide export from mitochondrion. Gene Ontology annotation, molecular function: ATP hydrolysis activity; ABC-type oligopeptide transporter activity; ATP binding. The record is from RefSeq and is a predicted model, not a curated record. Bases 1 to 2289 code for a protein of 762 amino acids. Gene Ontology annotation, cellular component: mitochondrial inner membrane. The transcript is spliced from 3 exons.
AUGGGCCGUCCGCUGACACCCGCGUCGCUCCUGCGUCUGCGCUCCGCUGCUUGCUUGUUGCGUCAACCCUCUCGCGCUUUCUCUUCCCGGCCAUGCUCGGCCUCCCUCGCUUCCCUGCCUCCGGCUUAUCUGCCUUCUCGUCCUCGGCCCUUGGCUUCCUCUAUCUUAUCUAGACAUCUCCACACACCCCCCGCUGCCCGCAAAGAGGUUCCAUCAACUACCACAUCUCCUCGAUCACAACCAUCUACUCUUAGUGAAAACGAAAAUGAAAAUGACAAAGACAAAGACAGCGACGGCUUCGAAUUGACCGAGAAAGCGCAAAAGGCUGCGCUCGUCGACCUCUCCGCCCGUCUUUCCAAGCGCGAAGCCCCGCCGAAAACCGCCGGUCUCGACGAAAUCAAGCGAUUGUUCACGCUCGCAAAGAGAGAGACCUGGCCUAUGACCGGCGCCUUCGUCCUGCUCUGUCUUUCCUCCGGCGUCACCCUCGCCGUCCCCUUCUCCAUCGGCAAGAUCCUCGAUAUCGCUACCAGCAACUCGGCCGAUGCCACCAUCUUCGGCAUGACCCUGCCGCAGUUCUACGGCGUGCUCGGCGUCGUUUUUAUUGCCGGCUGCACCGCGAACUUUGGUCGUGUCGUAAUCCUCCGCGUCGUGGGCGAGCGUCUCGUUGCCCGUCUGCGCUCGACGCUCUAUCGCCAGACCGUGACGCAGGACGCUGAAUUCUUUGACGCGAACCGUGUCGGAGACCUCAUCUCGCGCCUCUCGAGCGACGCAAACAUCGUCGCAAAGUCGCUCACCCAGAACCUCUCCGACGGACUGCGCGCGGUCGUCUCCGGUGUCGCGGGUCUCUCGAUGAUGGCCUACGUGAGCUUGAAGCUGACGGCGGUGAUGAUGGUCAUCGUCCCGCCUGUUGCUAUCUUCGCCUUUAUCUACGGUCGACGGAUCCGCAAUAUCGCGCGCGAGACGCAGCAAGCGCUCGGAGAGGCUACGAAAGUCGCCGAGGAACGACUGAGCAACAUCCGCACCGCGCAGUCGUUUUCGGGAGAAAUCACCGAGGUCAGGCGGUAUAACUACCGCAUCCGCGAAAUCUUCAAUCUCGGCAAACGCGAAGCCUACUACAGCGCCAUGUUUUUCAGUCUGACGCGGUUCUCUGGAAACCUGACGAUCCUCGCGAUCCUAGCCGCGGGCUCGUCGAUGGUCACCUCGGGAGCAAUCUCGAUCGGUGAGCUGUCGUCGUUCAUGAUGUACGCUGCCUACACCGGCGGCUCGAUGUUUGGACUCUCGACUUUCUACGCAGAGUUGAUGAAGGGUGUUGGUGCGGCAAGUCGGUUGUUUGAGCUCGAGGAUCGCAAGCCAAAGAUCAAGACUACGAUCGGAAAACCGGUGCCGAAUAACGGACGGGGCGAGAUCGAGUUCCGAGACGUGGCGUUUGCGUAUCCGACCAGACCUGCUGUGCAUAUCUUUAACGGGCUCUCGUUCAAGGUCCUGCCGGGCAAGAAUGUUUGUAUUGUUGGCCCGUCGGGUGCGGGAAAGAGUACUGUUGGCCAACUUCUAAUGCGUUUCUACGACCCCACUGGCGGAAGCAUCCUUCUUAACGGCGAAGAUAUCAAAACCUUCAACUUAAAGUCUCUGCGACGAACAAUCGGCGUCGUGUCACAGGAGCCGGUGCUGUUCUCGGGCACGAUCGCAGAGAACAUUGCGUACGGAAAGAAGACGGCUAGUCGUGCGGAAAUCACGGCGGCUGCGCGCAAGGCGAAUUGCGAUUUUAUCCAGGACUUCCCCGAUGGACUGGAUACGCAGGCUGGAGCGCGUGGAACACAACUUAGCGGUGGCCAAAAGCAGCGGAUUGCAAUUGCGCGGGCGCUGAUCCGGGACCCUGCGAUUCUGAUUCUCGACGAAGCCACGUCAGCUUUGGACGCCGAGUCCGAGUCUGCGGUGAACGACGCGCUCGUGCGCCUGAUGAAGAGCAACACGACGACAGUUUCGAUUGCGCAUCGAAUGUCGACGAUCAUGAAGAGCGAUUACAUUAUCGUGCUGAACGGCGAGGGACAGGUUGCCGAGCAAGGCACGUUCAAGGAGCUGAGUUCGAAUCCGGAUACGUUUUUCUCAAAAAUGCUGCUGGAUAACCAGAUUCCGUCAAAGGACGAAGGAGUGCUGGAUCCGGCGGGAGAUAGAGAGUUGAUUAAGGAGGAAGAAGAUCUUUUGAAGGAAAAGUUACUCGAAGAGCUUGAGGAGGAAGAAGCGCAGCAGGCCGAGCAGGAAAAGGACCGAGUGACGCCUUUCAGCCCUUAA